Molecule: messenger RNA, 6166 nt
Organism: Drosophila eugracilis
Lineage: Eukaryota; Metazoa; Arthropoda; Insecta; Diptera; Drosophilidae
Product: mucin-5AC
Exons: 2
Coding region: 50-1156 (368 amino acids)
Source: RefSeq, a predicted model, not a curated record
UCGUUGUCGCGACGCGUCGCCGCAGUCUGCAUCCGCAUCGCCCGCGUCUAUGCUCUUGCCAUAUCAAAUUAAUCAACGUGCUACAUUGUUGCAGCAAUCUGCAACAGCAAAAGCAACAUCAACAUCAACUACAUUGCCACAUGUGCCCGGGGCACCACCACCAACAACAACAACAGCAUCUCUGCGUACCGUGCCUCGUAUUUUUAAACGCAAACGUGAUACGGUCCUAACAGCGACCACUGCAUCACCUUUGACCCUGCAGCAAUAUCCAACAGUCGCAGCAUCAACAUCAUCCACAACAACAACAACAACAAUAACAACCACGCGGAGAUCGCGACUCGAGUUCAUACUUUACACGGAAGUUUAUGAAGUUGAGGAGGAUUCGAUUUCCCCAGGCGAAACCCAUUCAAAGUCGAACGUGGGCAGCAGCGCAUCCUUCUGGCAGAAAUACGGUCGCUUGUUGCUAAUCGCCAUUAGUUUAUCCGUGUGCCUGGCCUGUGGCAGUGUGUUGGUGGCCGCGAUUGCCCUGCGCCGCUCUGCCAACGCAACAGCAACAUUAGCAGCAACUUUAGCGGCAGCAGCAACAAGAACAACAUCAUCAUCAUCAUCGACAGGAAGAGCAACAUUAGAGGCAGCAACAACGCGAAGGAUAAGACACAAACGUCGCUCGUCGCAACGACGGCGCAGCAACAACAACGCGGUGCUGUCAUCUGGGAUUGGAAUUGGCAACGGGAUCGGGCUUGGUCUGGAAACCAAUACGGCUCUGGCCCUGCCGCUAGCAACAACAUCAACAUCGGGCUCCACAGUAGCGGAUCAGACAGCUAUAGCAGCCGCCGCCGCCGCCGCCUCUGCAGCAGCAGCAACAACAGCAGCAACAGUAGUAUCGACAACAGCAGCAGCAGCAGCAACAGAAACAACAACACUUUUGCCAACCGAGCCGGAACAUUCUGUACCCGUAAGUACUUACCCUUCGCAAAAACAAAAUACAAAACAUAGAAAACAAAAAGGAAAACAAGAAAAUACGGGAAAGAAAAAGAAAAGAAAAAGUUUUGCAACAGCCGAUGGGCGGGAAAGUGGGUGGAUAUGUCUGUCUCGGAAAUGCACUUGUCGAAAUUAUGGGGGAAGUCUAGAAAGGUUUAAGAUUUUACUACAUUAGAGAUUUGCAAACUUUCCUCAAGCUUACCAAAAAGUAUGCAACAAAAUUUGUAUAACGAAUUUUAGGACUUUCAGGGUUAACUUAUAAGAGAUUUCAGCUUUUAGACGAUUAAUUAUAGUUCUUAAAAUUAAUUCAAAUAUAUUCUCAGUAAAGUAAACUGUAAAAAUGUAUUUUCCAUUGAGUAAUCCCCUCUUCUUCGUGUUCUAUACUUCAAAAGUCCGUUGACAAUCUUACAAUUGUGUAACUUUUAUUAGCAAGCGAAUAAUUUAGCGAUAAGACCGCAAUUAAAGGCGGAAAUAUUUUCAUUGCUAUUACGUGCUGGCGCUUUUUAUGUUGCACAUGCUUACUAAUAACCUUUUUGACCCAAUUUAAAUAAAUAAUCGAAUUUUUUCCCAGUAUAGCCAUAAAAGCAAGGAGACACGUGUUGAAAGUUUUCUUUUUUCCUUUUUUUUCCUGCACUGCCUCUUGGCAUUUUCCUUCGCUCUUGCCAAUAUCUUAUGCAUUCCCUUUUGGGCGAAACAGAGAGACAGUGGCAGACGCAAAGGGCUGAGGAAAAGUGGGUGGCAAACAGAGAAAGAGAGAGCUCUCCGCUCACUCUGCCAAUGCAGUAAAAGUCCUUGAAAAGGGGGGAGUAAACGGUCGGGAGUAGCGGGUGGCAGACAUGCCUAAAUUGCUUUCGUCGCCGCCCACGCAAAAAAGUCUUAUGUAACUGCGCCUACACCGAUUUAUUCCCUUUAUGGCUACAUCCACUACUCCAAUUCCAGUUGGCAAAUUUUUUCGUGUGUAUUCCGGAGUGUUAUGCAAUGUUUGUUGAAUGCACAGCACGUCCUUUUCUCUCUCAUUUUUGUUUUUGGUUUUUGGUAAGAGAGCUCCAUUUUGUGUCUGGCACUUGUGUACGUCUUUAUUAUAAUGGACAAGACAAAUUCAAUUUCUCCAUCAGCGCUUUACUUUGUCUAUUUGCCCGACUUUAAAUGCUUUCCAUUUGUCUAUAUAUUUUAUUCAUCUGCGCAUUUGCUUAUUGAAUAUUGCGCUAGACGCCGGCUUUAACCUUGAGGCCAUGCGAUUUACUCCAACGACACAAAAAGGAACUCUUCAAAAAAAAAAAAUAAAUAAAAAAUAUAGUACGCCCACACACGUGUGGAUUUUGUGGAUUCUCGUUUGUGGGCUCAUUGGCCAAAGUUGUUAAGGCGGCUUUUCAGAUUGUGGUUUUAAGAUUUCCCAUUACGAUGGGAGCCGAGCCGGUGGGGGUGUGCCGAUGUGCCGUGUGACGCCCAUUACAAAAGAUUAAAGUCGGCAACUUUGACAAAUUGUUACUCGCUUUGCUGACAUCUUCCAGUGCGCAUUUGCUCAUUUUUCUUCCACAUCUAGAAUCUUGUUUCAUAUUUUUUCCUCUCUUGUUUAAUUUGCCCACGCCAAAUCAACAUUAUGAAUGAAACACAUCAGGUACGGUGGGGACUUAAUAAAGAGGAAUGUGAUACAAGAGAAUUUAUUCAAAAAUCUAUCAAAUUAAAUAUAUAUAUUUUUUGUUUUUGACUAGUUUAGAAAAUACUAUUUUCUUCAUAAAGAUAAAAUCACUUUAAGAAAUAAAAUUUUUACAACUUCGCUAAAGUUUUGUAGAAAUUUUUAUACAUUUCCUCUUGCGCAUAAAAGUAUGCUUUAUAUGAUAUAUUUUAAUGAAGUUCUUGAAGAAGACUAAAGAUGAAUGACCCACAAAACCCUUUCUUUUUUUAGAAUUCGUUAAUUACGUUAUUUAAGCAGUUAGAGAAUUCUGUUACAGCCCUGUUCUUUAGUUGAAAGUCAUAUGAUUAACAUCUAAAUUUAGAAAGCGAUUAUAAAGAAAUUAUGAUAAGAGCGAAAGGUUUAAAGGUUUAAAGAAGGGUGAAGAUGAAUGACCAACAAAACCUUUUCUUUUUGUAGAAUUCGUUAAUUAAGUUGUUUAAGCAGUUAGAGAUUUCUGUUACAGCCCUGUUCUAUAGAUGAAAGUCAUAUGAUUAAAAUCUAAAUUUAGAAAGCGAUUGUAAAGAGAUUAUGAUAAGACCGAAAGGUUUUAUGAGAAUUAUCGUAUAGUAAAAACCGAAAUAGAAUGCUACGUGAGUUUCUACUGUAGUGAGAACAUAAUAAAUGAAUGUUUUUUCUUCAACAUAUUCCCCCUCUCCUCAAACGUGGGCAAAAGCCAUUUAGAUGCCCAAGAUGCGGAUGGAAAUGUGGAAAUGGUUAUGGUUUGGUUAUGGAUAUGGAAACGUUGGGGCCAAGUGCGUGGGCGGGAUUGUUGGCGGGAAAUGUGAAACACAAUUGCCGCUAAUAACCCAAGGCGUUUAGCAGAAUCAAAAGCAGAGGCAGAGCGGCAAAAGGCAGAGACGCCAGCAGCGGCGUUGUGUUUUAAUCGAAUUUUAUUUGCCGCCGUUAGCCAAUGAAUAAUUCAAAUUGAUUAUUAAAAUGUACGCUCGCAUGUGCGCGUGUGUUAAACUGUGUGAAUUUCUGUAGGCGUUAACAUUAGCAGCAUUAGGAUGUGGAUGUGGAUGUGUGAGAGCAGAGCGGGCUUUCAUUAAAACCGUUAUCUAUGCCAGACGCACGCACCAGACGCAGACGUGCAUAAAUUAAUUACAAUUACAUACAGCGAGGCGAGAGAGAGAGCGCGCAAAACACGCACGCACACACACAUACAGCUGUUCCUGUUUCGGAAUUUUUGGCGGUCUAGAAAUGUUCUUACUGCAUAUGUAGGUUUGAGCAUAUCCAGAAUAUAGGAAAAGUCAUUCAUUACUAAAGAUAAAAAAUAAAAGAAAGUAUUUUAUAUAAAUAUAAUAAAAACUAAAAGAAAGUUUCGAAAAUUGAAUCAAAUUGGUAGACAUUUGCUAUUUACUAAGUAUCAACUAGCGCACUCUAGGCCUCAGCUAGUUGGAAAAUUUUCAGCUGGCCUAAACAAACACAGAGAAAGUCGGAAACUUUCAAGGAUUCGAACAAGGCCAAAGGCAAACAUAGGCGGGCAAAGAACAAAAAACAAGGGUUUACCCUCAAUAUUAUGUCACUUUAUUCACAAAAAAUACGAAAAAAAAAACACACCAAAAGAUAAACAACAAAAAGCGACAGAUGCAGAGCAGUCGGGAAAAGCAUGUUAACUUAUGGCUGGGCUUAGGCCAACAAAAACAAUAACAAUAACAAAAACAAAGGCAGACAUUUCUCUUACGUCAGAGAGUCUGGCCCACACACACACACACAAGUGCACAAACGGAAAAUGAGGUUAUUGCCAAUCCCGUCUGCAAUGCUCGAGUAAACAUUUUAACCUAAUUUUUUUGCAAUGGGAGCAAGACCGGGAGGGGGGGGCUGUUUACCUACACAUACAUAUAUAUGUGCUUGCGAACGGAGACGCCCCAGACAAUGUGAUGCGAUAUUUUUUUGGUGCCUCAGAUUACCCAAAAAGAAGCAAAAGAUUGCAAAAAGAGCACAACAGUCUAACGUCCAUAAUGCAAACUACGCAUAUGCUUUAUCACGAUUUUCCUUAAGAGAACCCGAAAAGGUCAGAUAUCAUUUGGGAAAUGCAGGUUUUUAUCUGAUGGUACAACUGAAACUUAAGAAAAGCAGAUGUAUUAUGAUUUCUAGCUAAAAACGUUUUCGAAAAUAUGUGUUUAAUAAAGAUCAGAGCCUUCAAUUGUCUGAAAACUUCAGUUUUGAGAGGUUUAUAAAAUGGUCAACAAAUUUUGUACCAAGAGAUAUACUAUCGCAUUAUGUUUUUUAAGUACAAGUGUUCGCACCAAGUUAAUAGAUUGACUUAAAAUGGUAAUCAUUUUUAAUUAAGGGGAAAUAGUAUUCCAUAGUAUUUCGGUUGACUUAUACCAACUUUAAAGCCCACCUUAAAAUAGUUUUCCAUUAAAGCUGGGGACUUUCGCGCCAGUCAAAAAAAGGUACAAUAAUACGUUUUUUAACAGCAAACUAGGCGUAGUAAAAAGUGUAGUGAACUCUUAAAUUCCGUACCACGAAUAUAGAGUAUUUGCAGUUCAAAGUAAUGUAAAAUAAAAAGCCCUCGAAUUAAAAUGAUGUAAAAUUGCGAAAUAAAUUCAAGUUAAAUAAAUUGGCUUGUACAAUCAAAUUAUAGGGAACAUGCUUACUCACAGAGCUCUGACCACAUAGUUUCAUGAGUUUUUAAUUUACAAAAUUGCAUUUGCAUAUUUGUAUAAUUUACAAAGUCCGCGGCCGCCGACGUCGCCGAAAAUAUUCGUGUGCUCUAUUAUUUGUUGUUGUUCGCGCAAAGAUUUGUCAUUUCUUUCAUGCUCGCUUGCACACAUCAAUCGCCAGGUGGUGUGGUGGGGCAAUAGGGGGUUAAGACACACACAAAAAAUAAGUAAUACAAAAAACUUAGAAAAAGGUGGCCAACGGAAUGUGGAACAUGUUGAGUUAUGCGAAUCGCCUGUGUAGAGAAUGCAUACUCAGGGUGUAGAGCGUUCAUACAUUUAUGUAAUUACUAAACAGUACAAAAAUAUGUACACAGAUUCAUAAAAUUGUAACUGUUUUUUUAUUAAGAACCCGACGCUCCAAUGCUACUAAGAAAAAGUUGGGCACACUAUUAAUAUGAAUGUUCUUAGUAAAAGAAUGGGUCAAAAAAUUAAGGCGGUAAAACCUUUCCUUAUUUCGAUUUAUGAUCUUUAGCGCGCCUUAAAUGUUUUUUAUUAAAUAUUAUAAGCAUGUUAUACAAAGAUUUUAUCGCUUUGAGACCAAUUGAAUUUAACAAAUAUUAAUAAUGACGUCACAAUCGUAUUCUGCGCCACCUUCUCAAUUGUUAUCUUCGCUUCCUCUCGCUCAGUCCUUAUUUCUCCUUCGAGAGCAUAAUUAGCAUUUUUCAUUGUUCGAAAUUUACCGCAGUACCUGGAAAGAGGAAUAACAAAUCACUCUCUUUAAAAAAGAGACCAAGUCCACAGAAUGCUUCUUAUGGCCGACCUAAGGCGAGAAUUCGAUCCUGAUCCCGAAUUCAUGAGUCAUGAUGGCAGGCCUUCUGGGAUGUUAGAAUGAGCAAGGGGA